AUGUAUGCUACACAGUUGUUGUGGUUGGGAAUCAAUACUUUUCUUUUCGGCCACACUUUCUACCUGUACGAGCAAGGAGAAGCCUAUAUUUAUACCCGUGCACUUCUUGGAUCGGCACUGGCUUGGUCAAGAGCAUCUGCAACAUGUCUCAACUUAAACUGUUUCCUGAUACUGCUGCCAAUCAGUCGAAAUCUCAUUUCAUUCCUGAGAGGAUCAUGCAAUUGUUGUAGAAGCAAUAUUCGAAGGCAGCUGGAUAAAAACAUCAAAUUUCAUCAAAUGGUUGCAUACAUGAUAAUCUUACAGACAGUUAUUCAUAUAAUUGCUCAUCUGUUCAAUAUUGAACGAUACCAUGAAAGCUACUCACCUGCUGCCAAAGGCUUACUGACCAGGCUUUCCAGCAUCGGGACGAACUCCAGUGAAAGUUACCUCAACCCUAUCAGAACAUAUGACACGAACCCAACAAAAGAACUGUUAAGUAGUACAGCAGGAGUGACUGGCAUCAUCAUUACUGUGACUCUUGUUUUGAUGGCAACUUCAUCUGCACAGAUUAUUAUGAGGUCAUUUUAUGAGGUGUUUUGGUUCACUCAUCAUCUCUUCAUUAUCUUCUUUAUUGGUCUCAUCAUUCAUGGUUCCGGGCGUAUUGUUCGAGGACAAACUUCUCAGAGUCUUCAGGACCACAAUGUUACAUACUGCAGGGAUCAUCAUGAAGAAUGGGGAGACAUUCCAGAAUGCCCUUUACCACAAUUUUCUGGAAAUGAACCAGUGAGCUGGAAGUGGAUUUUGGGUCCGAUCUUUCUACACAUUUGUGAAAGACUGAUUCGGUUUUCCAGAUCCCUACAAGAAGUAGUGAUUACAAAGGUGAUUGUACAUCCCUCCAUGGUUCUUGAGCUGCAGAUGAAAAAGCAAGGCUUUAAGAUGAAACCUGGUCAAUACAUCUUCCUGCAUUGUCCUUCUAUAUCUCACUUUGAAUGGCAUCCAUUCACAUUGACCUCGGCAUCUGAAGAGGAACACUUUAGUAUCCACAUUAAAGUACUGGGAGACUGGACAAGUGCUCUGUAUGAUGCCUGUGGAGCUAAUGUAAAAGGAUUUCAGGAACCAUGGAAGAUGCCAAGAGUCGCAGUCGAUGGUCCUUUUGGAACUGCCAGUAUUGAUGUGUUCUAUUAUGAAGUUAGUGUGCUGAUUGCUGCAGGAAUUGGAGUAACCCCCUUUGCUUCCAUAUUGAAAUCAAUUUGGUAUAAGUACAGUCACCCAACGAUGAUGUCUAAAGUAAAGCGGGUCUAUUUCUAUUGGAUUUGCCGGGAUACUCAUUCAUUUGAGUGGUUUGCUGAUCUUUUGCAUUCUCUGGAAAUCCAAAUGAUGAAGAAUGGAAAGACUCAGUUCCUAAGUUAUCAUAUCUUUCUCACAGGCUGGGAUGAUUAUCAAGCUGCCCACAUUGCUUUGCAUUAUGGAGAGAGUAAAGAUGUUAUUACUGGGCUGAAACAGAAGACCUUCUAUGGCAGACCAAACUGGAACAAGGAAUUCAAAGGCAUCGCUGAUGAUAAUCCUGGGUCCAGUGUUGGUGUGUUCUUCUGUGGACCUAAGGACCUCUCUAAUGUCCUGCACAAAGUGUGUAAUUACUACUCAUCUCCUGAUCCCCGUGGUGUUCAGUUCUACUACAAUAAAGAGAAUAUUUAA
This is a messenger RNA of Pristis pectinata (smalltooth sawfish), 1674 nucleotides long. RefSeq names its product NADPH oxidase 3-like. Gene Ontology annotation, biological process: defense response; superoxide anion generation. Gene Ontology annotation, cellular component: plasma membrane; NADPH oxidase complex. Gene Ontology annotation, molecular function: superoxide-generating NAD(P)H oxidase activity. The record is from RefSeq and is a predicted model, not a curated record. The transcript is spliced from 13 exons. Bases 1 to 1674 code for a protein of 557 amino acids. NCBI's taxonomy places the organism in Eukaryota, Metazoa, Chordata, Chondrichthyes, Rhinopristiformes, Pristidae.